Messenger RNA from Salpingoeca rosetta, 2693 nucleotides. RefSeq lists its product as uncharacterized. The transcript is spliced from 7 exons. Lineage: Eukaryota; Choanoflagellata; Craspedida; Salpingoecidae. The coding region runs from base 130 to 2385 and encodes 751 amino acids. The record is from RefSeq and is a predicted model, not a curated record.
UGGAAGACUACAGCUGAAUUCAGUUGUCGCAAACACUCAGCACACAACCAACACCACAACAGCAGAACACCCACACACCUCUCCUCUCAUCACCUCCAUCACCCUAUCGCAGCAAAAACAGAAAGCGGCAUGGCCGAGGACACGAGGCGCGCGCGGGGCGUGGUGGGCCAGCUGCUGUCGCAUGUAAGCAAACCACACAAGACCAAGAAGAAGCAACAGCAGCAGCAGCAGCAGCAGCAGCAGCAACAGCAGCAAGAACAACGCGGCAAGCACACAACACAGGACGAGCAUGCUGGUGAUGGUGCUGAUCCCGCACGCGUGGAUGAUGGUGACAAGGUUGGUCAGAGCUCAGCGGUCGGGGAGAAGGAGCCUGCGCUGGUGGCCGACCCGUUUGCAGACGUGCCCAUCUAUCCUGAGGACGUGCGCACGACGGGCAAGGAGAAGCACCUGGCAAAGGGCCUGCAUGUGGAGCCGGAUCUCCUCCCCGUGUCCAGGGAGCACCCGCCCAGUUCGCCCUGCGACGAGCUGCGCCGCCUCCACCUGCAUAACGACACGGAGGCUGUGAAAGCGAAGCUGGCAGCAUUCCCCUCCACAUUCACCCACGCCGACGUCCACGAUCCCUACGCAUCGUUUCUGCUCGAUAUGCUGGAUGCUUUUGUGCUCGCAGACGUCGCCACCCUGGCCAUGGACGGCAGUGAUAUUCAGCCCCUGUGGAUCGCCGCCGUGCAGCAUUGGCUGCGCAUCGUGACCACCGUCCACCACCACCACACCCAGCCAUGCAGCCACGAAGGCCCAAGCGCUCCAAAGCACGUCAAGGGCCCGGACACCGACGCAUCACCACAGCAUAGUCAACAAGCAAACGAACAACAACAACAACAACAAGAGACAAGAGCAGAGGCCAAGCAGCAGCAGCAGCAGCAGCAGCAGCAGCAGCAGCGGCAGCAGCAGCAGGCCUCAGCAGCGCCACCUCACCUUCAUGUUGUCAAGGACUGCAACGGCGAAUCUGAAGACGAGAAGAUCAUGCCCAAACCUGGCAAUGUGUGGCACAACAUGCCCUGGCUGGAGCGCCGGCACCGCCGCUGUCUUCUGCGUCUCUUCGCGCGCUGCUCGGAUCCCGAUUUGGCCAUCCCAGCGCUGGCAAUGGCGUGCAUUGGUACCACUGUCACCCACUGGCGCCAAGAUGCACGCAACAUUGCACUGACCAGCACAGCCCUCGCCACGGCUGCUAUCGCUGACACUGAGACACAGCAGCACCACCAGCAACAGCAACCACGCCAGCAACCGCGUGACGGUGACGGUGAGCUGAAAAAGGGCCAGCAUGACGAGCACGAUCAGCAGCAUGGUGAUGCUGCCACCGCGGCUACCUCGUGGCUGCGGGCAAGAUACACCACCAUCACAUCUCCAUCACCGGCAGCAUCUUCAUCUGCGUGUGAGCCCGCGGCUGCAGCGUGGCUCAGCAGUACAACAGACCUCCUUUGCUGGCUGCUUGCGCCACCAGCGACGUCAGCAGCAAGCUCAACGGGCAGGCACGCCACCCACACGGCUGCCAAGGGCGACGCUAACGACGAUUUGCCCGUGAAAGGACACGAGCUCCACUUCGCCGCCAUGAUUGAGCUGUACCGCGACUGCUACCUCGCGCUGUGGCACGAGAAGCGGCUGUAUCGCUGCCGAGUGCUGAAAGCGCGCACGAAAUCGGACAAAUCGGGGAAGAAGGGGCGCAAGGAAGCAAACAGAGAGAUUGCAGCCCUGAUGAUGGGCACUGAGAACAACUUCCUUGGCGACCAUCUUGAUCUGGGGCUGUACGAGGCAACAAAGGCCUUUGCCGACAACGCAAACCACUACGAUCCAAAGCUUCCGCGGAAUGAGCUGUUCCAGGCGUCGCGCAACGCGUGGACGUGCUUUGCACUCCAACUCCUCUUCUACCGAGAGCACCUCGGCUUCAACAGGGCAAUUCAGGGCUAUUCGAUGCUGUAUCCGUACUCAGACAACUACCUCGACAACCCGCGCAUCGACAAGAGCGCAAAGAAGACGUUCCAGGAUAUUCUCCUGGAUGCAAAGGAGCACCAGCACACGGUGUUCACGCUGUGUUACUGCCGUUCCCAGGCCAUUGAUCCCUACGCCAACAAGCUGCUGCAAAUGCUCAACGUGAUCCUCGAACCCGCACGACAGCUCACCCCCGCAUCGCAAACCGUGCAAAAUUUGCGCCAGCAGCUGUUGCAUAUGACGUAUUCAAUGGUUCUCAAGAGCAUCAUCAAGUCCAAACACGUGUUCACAUCGGCUUAUCUGAAACACAUGGAGGGGUACGCGCCCCUCCCCUUUUCAAGUCUCGUCAAAGUGAAUUCCAUGCGUCAUUUGCUCGAUAUGAUCUUCGCUGACUCAAUUUGAUUCGUCUGUGUGAGUGACAUAGUGUGUAUGUGUGCGAGGGUUUAGAUCUCGUGAGCGUGUGGUGCCUCCUCUUCUUACUGCUGUGUCUCUCGUCUGCUUUCUCUUUCUCUCGUUUGUCAUCAACACCACACGGUGCUCUCCUUUGGCUUGUGUGCGUUGCUGCUGCCCUGUGCUUGUACACUAGGUUCUACCCAUGUCCUCUUGCGUGUGCACAUGUGGACAUGUGCCCUCUCUUUUGUUCGUAUGUGUGUUGGUGGUCGAGUGCGGUGUGGAGUGCUGUGCUGUUGGAAUACAAAGAAAAAACGAAA